This is a messenger RNA of Neolamprologus brichardi, 885 nucleotides long. Lineage: Eukaryota; Metazoa; Chordata; Actinopteri; Cichliformes; Cichlidae. The record is from RefSeq and is a predicted model, not a curated record.
GACUUCUUAUGUCGCCUGGUGAAGUACCUUCAGGUUCUUGGAAUGUUUGCCUCCUCCUACAUGAUCGUGGCCAUGACAGUGGAUCGCCACUAUGCUAUCUGCUGCCCCCUGCAGGCACAUCGCAGCGGGGCCACGAAGCGCUGGAACAGCUUCAUCGUGCUGGCCUGGGUACUGUCGCUGCUGCUCAGCCUGCCACAGGUCUUUAUCUUUUCCCGUUCUGAGUUAGCUCCAGGUGUGUAUGAAUGUUGGGGCAACUUUGCCGAGUCCUGGGGCCUCAAAGCCUACGUGACGUGGAUGACGCUGGCCAUCUUCGUCCUCCCCGUUCUGAUCAUCACCAUCUGCCAGGUGCGAAUCUUCAAGGAGAUUCACAACAAUCUGUACCUGAAAUCAGACUGCCGCCUGUGCCCCGCUGCUCUCCCUCAAUUAAGAAAAGAAACCCAGAGAGGAAAAAGAGGAGGAGGAGAAGGAAAGUCUAAUGUCCCCUUCUAUGUUUCCCCCCUCGCGUACAACAACCCUGGAAAUGACAGCAGUUUGGACCCUGCGUCCACCUAUCAGCACCUCCCGAUGGGAAUGUUUUUGUCCUCCCCGUCAGCUCAGCUGCAAGCCGGCGUCCCACCAGAUCCAACAACGCCCUCUGCUGCCUGCUCACCACACCCAACCAAACUGCCUCCUGUCAGAGGUGGAGAGGUAACAGCAGCCAUGUCAAAGACGGUGAGGAUGACGCUGGUCAUUGUGCUUGUGUACUCGCUCUGCUGGGCCCCGUUCUUCAGCGUCCAGCUCUGGGCCGCCUGGGACCCUGACCCACCUCAGAACGGUGGAUACUUCAGCGAGGAGAGACCAGUUUCCCCAUUGGUACCAGUAGUACCUUUACAAAAAUACACAUGA